AUGCCUAAAUCCCGCCGUAAAGUGGUGGAGGUCGAGAUGUCAGACAAGAAGGACGAAAGUAGCAGCGAGGACGAGCCGGAAAUUGUGCCCCCUGUUGCCUCGUUGCGCAUUCGAAUCCCUCCGAAUGUAGCAGUACGCAAUUCUCAAGUUGUACGAGAGGAGGAGGAGAGUUCCGAGGACACGGCAUCUCCCAUCGAGAAGCAUGAUGUCCCACCCACUCUCCCAAGCUCCUGUCCAAAGCUCGCAUCUCCACACGGAGAAAUCUUCGAUUUUCCAAGUUCUCCGCAGUACAGCCCAACGGAUUUGCUCCCUGGUCCUGAGCCAGAUCCGGUGCCAUUACCCGCCGUCUCGACCAAAUCCACGACCAAAUCUUCGGCAAAACUGAAGGGCAAGGGCACGGGUAACCCGCGUUCAAAGCCUGACAACGGUGCCGAUGCCGAAAUAUCGGUCUAUUUUCAGGUUAACAAACCUGCGUCCGCACGUCCGCUCCAGAAGAAGGGCCACAAAGCCGAAAAACAAGAUUAUUACUCUUUCGGCCCGCUAGUCAUGUCUGGAAAGUGGACAUGGAACAUGUUCCUGAGUGGUGCUGCAGAAUGUGUGCACUCAUUUUCGUGGAGAUUCCUCGAGCCGUCCACUGCACCCGUGCUUCCGCUUGUCAGCGAGAAUGGUUUUGAUGCUUUGAUCACACAAGCACUCGGUCGACAGCCCGCGAAGCGGUUCCUCACUGUGCGGAUGGAUAUGCCACGCAAGCAGAUCGACAGCCUUCCAUGGAACAAUUCGAAGUCCAAGCAUAAUAAAGACAAUGCUGACAAUGAGUCCUCAAGUGGCAAGGAGCCUGAAGACACGCUACUGGCGCAGGGGAAACGUGAUGAUAUUAUCAACGAAUACGAGAAACAGCUUGCAGUAAAGUAUGCACCUGGACUAUGCGCAGAGCACCCCAACAUUUCAUGCUAUCAUUACCGCCCAGCAAAUCUUCACUUUGAGCUCAAUCGUAUCUCUCGCCUAGUAUGGGCAAGUCAAAUCAAACAGAACAAAGCAACAUUUGAUCAUCCUGUUGUGCCUUCCGCACAUUUCUGCGAAGAGAAAGCACUCAAGACUAAGACUCCAGUGAAGAUUCCGAUUGUAACAGCUCCGACUAUGCCCCAGCCGCUAUCCGCACCAGAGCAAAUGGUACCGCCAUACAUGCCGCACAUGUUACCAUACUUUAUGCCUCCGUACAUGCUCCCGCUGCCAAUUAUGAAUCCGGUUACUCCAUCGCCAUCGCCAAGCCGCAAGCGUAGCCACGAGGUUCUCCUGGGCUCGUCGCCAGUGAAAGCUACGAUAAGCCUCAAAGAAUUCUGUGAUAAAUAUGGUCUACCCGAAUCAACGAAGGAGCGUCUAGAAGAGAUGGAGUUCAUGCCUGGGGAUAGUCUCAGUGGAGUCCCGGAAUCGGAGUGGAAAGCGGUUGGUUUCAAGUUAUUUUCUUGGAACCGGGUGGUACGGGCAAACACCGAAUACAAGAAGACAGUUAAAAAAUAG
Punctularia strigosozonata HHB-11173 SS5 is the source of this 1518-nucleotide messenger RNA. RefSeq lists its product as uncharacterized. Bases 1 to 1518 code for a protein of 505 amino acids. The record is from RefSeq and is a predicted model, not a curated record. The transcript has 7 exons. NCBI's taxonomy places the organism in Eukaryota, Fungi, Basidiomycota, Agaricomycetes, Corticiales, Punctulariaceae.